This is a messenger RNA of Gekko japonicus, 1735 nucleotides long. RefSeq names its product zinc finger CCCH domain-containing protein 3-like. The transcript has 4 exons. The record is from RefSeq and is a predicted model, not a curated record. Bases 20 to 1735 code for a protein of 571 amino acids. Lineage: Eukaryota; Metazoa; Chordata; Lepidosauria; Squamata; Gekkonidae.
GUGCCGGCUGAGGAAGAGGAUGGAGGAGAACGAGCAGCUGCGGCGCCAGAUCCGUCUGCUGCAGGGGCUUAUCAAUGACCAUAAAAACAUCCACGGGAACGCACCGGUCCCCCAGCCGGCUCCAGUGCCCCGGUGGAGGAAUCCCCGGCCGCCGUCUUUUAGCAACCAAGCUGUUUUCUCUGCUAGAUAUCCCCAGCAACAACCCCAAAGGGAUUUCCUGCCUCGCCCCCACAAUGCCUGGAGGAAGAAAUACUCUCUUGUCAACGUGCCGCCUCGGCCCACACUCCAUCCUGGCGGCAGCGCUUCAGCCAGCAGCUCCCGAACUGUCCCGAGCCAAGGAAAGAGCGAGGCCGCCGAGGCGCAGCCGUCGCUUUCGGGAAGAAGAGUAGGUGUGGCCGGAGACGAUAACACAAUUGUCGGGGUGCCGAUGAGCUCAGUCGUGAGAAACGCUGCUGUCCCUGCCUCCCAGGGUGCUCCCUCCGAAGCAGCAGGGCACCCGUCUCCUUCCAGAAGCUGUGCAAUCUCUGCUUUGACUCCGAGCGUCCCCUCGAAAGAGAGCAAACCAGAGCCUCUCUCGGCAGUGCCUCCCUUGUUGCAUCACCAGAUUGUCGCUAGGGGUAGGGACGACUCCCUUUCGGUGUGUGUCUCUGUGCCCUCGAGGACAGUGCCGGGUGCCUCGGAACUGGCCCUGGAUUCGUGCAGGAUGAUCAGCGAGCAGGCCAUCACGUUGAAAACUGGCCCUCAGCGGCCUCUGACCUCGCCCGGGCGUGAGUCAAGGUGCCUUUCCGCAAGGAAGAGCUCUGUGUCGCGGGUUCCAGCUUUGCAACAAGCCUCCGCGGCAGGGGGCAAAUCGAGCCCCGCGGGGAUGACUCAGGCGCCCAGUGCACUUGCCAGUGCAGUCGGGCAGGCUCCUUCGGCUCUUGGGAUGAGUCCCACGAAGAACAAGCCGUCUGCGCCUGCUCUCCAGACGGCUCCCACCUCACCAGCCUCCUCCAAAUCCCCCAAGUUCAGGAAAACCAAGUACACGUGGGUGGCCAACCCGGGUAAAUGUACCCGCGCUUCGAAAAGAUGGUCUGCCUCCAGAGCCGCCGAAAACAGCCAGAGGUUUGCCACGGGGGCAGAGAGGACCUCCAAGUCGGUACCGAGGGGGGACCCGGGGGCAAAGCAGAAGAAGCCCAGCCUGCAUUCGAAGGCGGGGGGUUCCUCCAGCAAGUACAAAUGGAAGGCCUCCAGUCUCCGCCUCUCCCCGUCCGUAUCCACGUCUGCGUUCACGUGGCAGCGCGAGGAACGUGGCGGGCCUGGCGCGGCCCACUUCUCAGGAGGCGGCUCUUCCCUCCCAGCCGCGAGCCGGAUGCCUCUUGGUCUUGGCGAUCCGAAACCGACCUUUGGGAAUACCAGCUUUCUAAACUACAAGUUAAAGAGCCGGACCAAAAUCAUCAAAAAGAAGGGAAGUGCCAGCUCUCCGGCUGAGAAGAAGAGCCCCCCUUCCUCUACCUUGCUUCUGAAAAGCCGCUAUUGUCUCAGGAAAAGGAACUCCCCCUGGGGGAAGUCCCCCUCCCCCACUGCCAGGAAGUCCGGGGCCAAGGGCCUGGUCCAAAUCGGCAAGCACCGCCUGCGCAGGCUGCCGGCACCCAGGUUCCACGUUGCUGCCAAAGAAGGAGAUUUCAGAACACCACUGGUGCUGCGGCCUUCUCUGUACAUGACUUUUGCCUUAGAGGAUGUUUAUACAUUCUAG